GGGCGUCCUUAGCAACGGGCGCGAGUUCACCCAGCCCCGCCCCGCGAGAGGCAGCGGAGGCAUCUGCGCCUGCGCGCGGCCACAACCGCCAGUCAGCUCGCUUCCCCGCCCCUCCGUGCCCCCUUCCUCCUCCUCCUCAGCCGCCGGGAGCCAGCCGCCAACAUGGAGCUUGAGGAUCUGCCUUGGCCGGGUGAGCUGGAGGAGGAGGAGGAAGAGGAGGAGGAGGAGGAGGAGGGGGAGGCGACGGAGGAGGAGGAGGAGGUGAUGGAGAAGGAGAAGAAAAAAGAGGAGAGGACAGCAGAGGCGGCGGCGGCGGAGGAGGAGCCCGCGGCCUGGGUCGAGAUCGUGACGGAGGAGGCGGUGGAAGAGGCGGGGCGGGAGGUGGACUCGGACUCUAACUACGAGGUCCAACCCCGGCCGAAUUCGGAGGAGGAGGACGAGGAGGCCAAGGCUUGGCUGCAGGCGCGCCCGGGAGUUCUGUCUCCUCCGCCCCCGCCCCCGAGGUACAGCUGCGCGCGGAGCGAGCGGACCGGCGCGGAGAAGGAAACGGAAUCUUGGCAGUGCCUUCCUCAAGAAAUAGACUCUUCCCAAACCUCGGAUGCUUCUCAGAUGAGGAUUAACGUGAAACUGAAAGGAAACAAAGAGAUAAACGUUCCCUCUCUGGAGGAAGGUGUAUCGAUCCAAUCAGAAGAUCAAGUAAAGGAACCAAACAGAAAUCUUUUAUGUUCUCCAUUGCUAGUUGUACAGGAUAGCCUUGCUUCUCCUGAUUUGCCUUUGCUGACAUGUUUGACACAAGACCAGGAAUUUGGGCCUGAAUUCUUGUUUCACCAAAGUGAGCUAGAUUUUGCACCUCUGAGAGGAAUUCCUGAUAAGUCCGAAGACCCAGAAUGGUUUUCUCGACCAUCGGAAGUUAGUGAAGCUUUAUUCCAGGCUACCUUAGAAGUACCUUCAGACUUCACUAGCAGUUGCUUUAGUAUAUCCCAGCACUCAAUUACAGAGGGCCUGCAGGGGAAGGCUGACUCUGAUGUCAUUACGGUGGACGAUGAUACUGAGUGCUGUAGCCUAGAUGAAAAAGCUGUUGUAUGCAGUGAAAGAGUUGCUGAGCUACGAAGAGAGACAUAUGGUCAACAGGAUGUGACUGGUGAGUGUGCAGACCUAACAGCUUUAGAAGAUUUGCUUGAUGAACUUUGUGACAGUUCCCAGCACUGGCAACUCGUUGUACAACAACCAUGUGAGGAGGAGAGCAAUUUUAAAAAGCCUGUAGGUCAUUCAGAUCUGGGCAUUAAUCAGUCUGUUUCAUCUGUAUCGCCUGGAUUUAUUCCUUAUGAGCCAACCAGAGCAUUAGAACAUCGUCCUUCAAAUCUUAGAAUGUUGAGGUUUUCGCCUGACACUGUGCUAAAGAGUCUCAACCAUUUACCAGGAGGCACCUCUAAAGAAGACAUAGUUGAGAUUAUUCAACCCAAGUUGCAGUCAGGCAUUACCACUUCUGGAGAUUCAGAUAUUGGAUCCCAUUUAUCCUUAUCCUCUGAGGGUUUGCCUCAGUUGGCUGUAAAUUCUCAAAAAAAUACUACUGGUCAGCUUGUUGAUACUCUAAAUCAAAAGGCCUGGCCAGACAGUCAUCAAACUGCAGCAAGUCUGAAAGUCUCACAUAUUACUGAACCACCUGACCAGAAGACUGGGUUACCAACAGAACCUUCUACUUCCUACCCACAUGAUGAGAAGCCCAAUGUUUUGUACCAAGAGAGCUUGCCAGGUGGCCAUCUAACAGAUCAGUCACUGACUGUUUCAGCUGUCCUUAGACCAGCUGAUCAGAAGACUGAGACAACAACAGUCCCCUCUUCUUACUCAAAUAAAGAAAAACCCAGUAUUUUCUAUCAGCAGGAAUUGCCAGGUAGUUAUCAAACUGAAGAGGGUGUAAAAGUUUCAGCUAUUCCUGGAGCACUAGACCAAAAGACCGGGAUAUCAACUAUAAGAACUACUCCCUCCUCACAUAGAGAGGAAUCUGGUAUUUUCUACCAAGAAGAGUUGCCAGAGAGUCAUUUAACUGAAGAGACUCUAAAACUUUCAGGUGUUCUUGGGCCACCUGACCAGAAGAGUAGGACACCACAUAUAACCUCUGCUUCUUAUUUACAAAGAAAGAAGCCCAGUAGUUUAUACCAAGAGGGCUUGCCAGAUGGUCAUCCAUCUGAACAGUCGCUGAAAGUUUCGGCUAUCCCUGGAUCAGCGAACCAGAAGACUGGUAUACAGAAUAUAACCUCUCCCUCCUAUUCACAAAAAGAUAAGCCUGAUCUUUUCUACCAGCAGGCUUUGCCAGACAAUCAGCUAACUGAGGAAACUCUGAAAGUUUCAGUGGCUCCCAAGCCAGCUGAACAAAAGAGUAGAAUAACUACAGUAUCCCCUACUUCCUACUCACCUGGAAAAAAGUCCUAUGCUUUGAAUCUGCAGGCCUUGCCGGAAAGUCAUUUAACUGAUAAGAAUCUGAAAGUUCUAGCUAUUCCUGGUAUUGACCAGAAGGCACGGACAGUAACUGUCCCCUCUACUUCCAAUUUACUUAGAGAGAAUAGCAGUUUUUACCAGCAAGAGUUGCCGCAAAGUCAUCUAACUGAAGAGACUCUAAAAACUUCCACUGCUCGUGGACCUGAUGACCUGAAGACCAAGAUACUAACAACACAUUCUGAUUUUUACUCACAGAGAGAGAAACCUGGUAUUUCCUACCAACAGACCUUGUCAGACAUUUAUACAACUAAAGAGCCUUUGAAAGCAUCAGCUUUUUAUGGAUUAGCUGACCAGAAAACUGGGAUACCAGCAGUAUCUUCUAUUUCUCGCUCACAUAGAGAAAAGCCCAGUGUUUUCUAUCAACAGGAGUUGCCAGAUAGUCAUACAAGAGAAAAGUCUCUGGAAGAGUCUUUUGUCCCAGGACCAGCUGAUCAGAAGACCAGGAUACCGUCAGUAACCUCUGUUUCUUAUUCACAUAGAGAAAAGCCUGUUUCCUACCAGCAGGUCCCGUCAGAUAGUCAUCUUCCUGAAGAGACUCUCAAAAUUUCAACCAUUUCUGGACCAGCUGACCAGAUAUCUGGUAUACCAACUGUAACUUCUGCUUCCUAUUCAUAUAAAGAUAAACCCAGCAUUUUCUAUCAAUACAAGUUGCUAGACAGUAAUCUAGAAAAUGCUCUAAAAAUUUCAUCUGCCCCUGAGGUAGCCGAACAGAAGACUGGGACACCAACAGUAUCCUCUGCUUCCUACUCACAAAUUGAUAAGCCUGGUGUUUUCUAUAAGCAGGUCUUGCUAAAGAGUAAUCAAGUUCUCCUAGACCAGCCGACCAGAAGACUGGAACACCAAUAGGACCUUCAGGUUCAUACUCACUUGGUGAGAAACCCGUUAUUUUAUAUCAGCAGUCCUCACCAGGUGCUCCUCAACCUAAAGGGAUUUUAAAAGUUUUUGCUUCUCCUGGACCAGCUGACUUGAAGACUGAGAAAUCAGCAUUAUCUCCUGCUUUCUACUCACUUGGAGAAAAACCCAUUAUUUUCUACCAACAGACCCUGCCAGAUAGUGAACUAACUAAAGAAAGUGUGAAAAUUUCAGUUGUUCCUAAACCAACUGAUCAGAAGACUGGGAUCUCAUCUCCUGUAACCUCUUCUUCCUACUCAGAUAGAGAGAAGAAUAUUAUUUCUUACCAGCAGGAGUCGCCAGAUAGUCACCUACCUGAAAAGGCUGAGAAAGUUUCACUUGUUUCUGGACAAGUUUAUCAAAAGACUGCGAUACCAACAGUACCCUCUCCUCCUUAUUCAUACCCUAGUGUUUAUUAUGACGAAGUGUUUUCAGAUCUUAAUAAAGAAGGUUCGAAAGUUUUAGGUGUUGUUGGACCUGCUGAAAAGAAAACUGGAAUACAAAUAGUGUCUUCUACCCCUUAUUCAAAGAGAGAGAAGCCUGUUACUUCUUACCAGCAAGUGUCCUCAGGUCUUAAUGAAGAAGAUUUGAAAGUUUUAGGUGUUGCUGGACCUUCUGACCAGAAGAGUGAGGUAUACAUAGUGCCCUCUCCCACCUACUCACAGGGAGAGCAGUCCUUUAUUUCUUACCAGCCAUAUCAGGAGCAGCCAGAUCUUCCUAAAGUAGCUUCAAAAACAGUAGAGGUUUCUGGACCUGCUGGUCAGAAGCCCAGGAUACAAACAGUGUCCUCUGCUUCCUAUUUACGUGGAGAGAAGCCCAGUGAUUUUCAUCAGCAAGAGUCACCAAAUAUUACUGAAGAUGCUUUAGAUAUUUUUGUUCUUGCUGGACCAGAUGGCCAGAUGUUUAGGAUACCAACAACAUCUUUAAGUUUCUACUCAGAUAAAGAAAAGCCCAGUGUUUCCUCUCUGCAAGAGUUGCCAGACAGCUAUCUCACUGAAGAAGCUGUGAAAAUUUCAGCAGAGCAGAAGGCUGGGAAGCUAGGAGCACCUUCUGGCUCCUCCUUCCAUCGAGUGAAGCCCAGUGAAAUUUAUCAGCAGGCCUCGCCUGGUAGUGAUCUAACUGAAGAGUCCCUGAAGACUUCAGCUGUUCCCAGAGUAACUGACCAGAUAAAUAAGAAACGUACGUUACCGCCUAGUUUCUACUCACAUGAAGAAAAACCCAAGAUUUCAACUGUAAAUAUACCAGACAACCAGAAGACUGAGUCACCAAUAACUACCCACAGUUCCUACUUACAGAAAGAGAAGCCCAGGAUUGCAACUGUGAUUAGCUUAAAUGACCAGACAACUCCAUCACUGACAGUUUUUCAUGGUUUGUAUUCUCAGAGAGUAAAAUCUCAACAGCAGUUGCCAGAUAGAGAUCCAAGUGGAGAUACUCUAAGUAUCUCAACUGUCCCUGAACCAACUUAUAUAAAUACUGGGAUACCAGUACCUCUCUCUAGUUCUUCCUUACACAGAGAGAAAUCUAAUACCUUCUAUCCCCAGGAAUUGCCAGACAGAUACCUAACUGAAGAUGCACUGAAAGUUUCAACAAUCCCUGAGCCAACUGAUCAGAAAAUGGUAUUGCCAGCAUCUCCUCCUAUUGCUUUUUCACACAGUGAAAAACAAAAUAUUUUCUAUCAGAAGGAUGUACCAGGUACACAUCUAACUGAAGAUGCUCUGAAGGUCUCAGCUGGCCUUAGGCAAGCUGAUCAAAUUACAGAGUUACCAAUAGUUUCUCCUGGUAAUUAUUUACCUGAUGAGAAGCACAAACUUGUUUCAGAACAUGUCCAAAGGUUAACACAUAAUUUGAAUUCCUCUGACUCCAGUGUUAGGCCAAACAAUAUGCCUUUAAAUUCUCAAAUUAAUGAUGGAGUUGUAACUCAGCCAGUAUCUUCAGGUUUUGGAGAUACUAGUUUUGAGGAAAUCCAGGGUACAGAAAAUACAAGUUCCAAAACGCUUAAAGAAAUUCAGACACUUUUAAUGGAGGCAGAAAAUAUAGCACUGAAACGUUGCAACUUUUCUGCUCCCCUUAUUCCCUUUAGAGAUGUUAAUGAUAUUUCACUUAUACAAUCUAAGAAGGUGGUUUGCUUCAAGGAACCCCCUACAGUUGAUAUAUCUAAUAGUGAUAUGCUUCAGAGAGAGCCAUUCACAGAGGAAAACUCAAAUAGCAGGUACACACAGAAGGAUACUGACACACAGACAAGUUUGAAAUGCAAGAGAGGCAUUGAAAAUUGGGAGUUCAUUAGUUCAACUACAAUUAGAAAUCCUUUACAGGAAGCAGAAAGCAAAGCCAGAGUGGCAUUAGAUAAAACUCUUAGGCAAUAUGAAGUAGCCAAGUCCGUACUGAGGUCUGAACCUGAAGGUUAUAGUGGAACCAUUGGGAAUAAAAUUAUUAUUCCUAUGAUGACGAUCAUAAAAAGUGAAUCAAGUAGUGAUGCAAGUGAUGGGAAUGCUUCCUGCUCUUGGGACAGUAAUUUGCCAGAGUCUUUGGAAUCAGUUUCAGAUGUUCUUCUAAACUUCUUUCCAUAUGCUUCAUCCAAGGCAAGCUUAACAGAUAGCAGAGAGGAAGAGGGUGUGUCAGAGAGUGAGGAUGGUGGGUGUAGUGUAGAUUCACUAGGUGCACAUGUAAGAAACCUUCUGCAGUGUGAAUCCUCGUUGAAUCAUGCCAAGCAAAUACUUAAAAAUGCAGAGGAAGAGGAAUACCGGGUACGAAAACGAGCCUGGAAUCUGAAGUUUAAUUUAGCUGAUGACCGUGGAUACUCUAUAUCAGAAUUAAAUGAAGAUGACAGAAGGAAAGUAGAAGAGAUCAAGGCAAAGUUGUUUGGUCAUUGUAGAACACCUGACUUGUCUGAGGGUUUACAGAGUCCACGGGGAAUAGGAUGCACACCCGAACGUGUAUGUGGUCACAUUAUUAUUGAGAGCCAUGAAAAAGGAUGUUUCAGGACUCUGACUGCUGAACAGCCACAAUUGGACAGCCCCUCUUGUGUUUUUAGAUCUGCUGAACCCUCAGAAGUGAUCAGAGGACGACGGUGCCCAUCACCAUGGAGAGCCAGGCACAUCAGUUUUUCUAAAUCACUAGACCAGGACAACUCCCAUUUCAAAGUUUGGAAUUCCUUGCAGUUACAAAGUCAUUCCCAGUUUCAUAACAGCAUCAGCAAAGGUUUUCAAGUGCCAUCCUGUGAAAAACCGGACCACUGGCCGUCAGAAUUAGUAGAACCUGCUUGUGUGGAUUUUCAUUCUUCAACACAAAUACCUACCCCCGAGCCCAUGAGACAGUUUACUACCUCCAUCACAUUUUCAUCUCACCGACAUUCUAAAUGCAUUUCAGAUUCCUCUGUUUUUAAGGUUGGUGUUACUGAAAGUAGUCAAGGUACUGGAGCAUCUGUGGGGGUAUUUAAUUCUAGUGUCACUGAAGAACAAACUCCUCCUAGAGAUCUUAAACAGAAAACCUCUUCCCCUUCAUCACUUAAAACACUUAAUCACUCAGCAGAUAAAGAUGUGACUGUUGUACCAGAAGGUAAUAGGCAAAGUGAAAAGUCACCUGUUGAUUUUGAUCAUUCUCAUCAAGAAGAAAAACUCUUAGAAAGAUCAGAUUUUAAAGUCAGCCCUUCUAAGCCCCGUAGCAGUGCAAAUUGUAGCAAUUUCAAGGAAGUGCAGUUUUCUGAUAAUCAUACCCUCAUUAGCAUGAGCAGACCAAAUUCCACACUAGGAGUAAAAGAGAAGAGUGUAACUCCAGAUCUUCCUUCACUCAUUUUUCUUGAACAACGAGAGCUUUUUGAACAAAGCAAAGACCCACAUGCAGAUCACCAUGUGGGAAAACACCAUUCUCUCCCUUGUCCAAAUGUUCCUUCUUGCAUUUUUCUUGAACAACGAGAACUCUUUGAACAAAGCAAACCCCCACAUAUAGAUCAUGAGAUGAGAGAAAACCAUUCUUCCUUUCCCCAUUGUCAGGAUUAUAUAGCUUCAGAACUUCCUCCUUGCAUUUUUCUUGAACAGCAUCAAAGCAAAGCCCCAAGUGUAGAUGACCACGUGAAGAAAGACCAUUUUUUUAUCUCUCAAGGUCAGGAUUGUGUAGUAGGAAAGAACAAACAUUCACCUAAAUCACACAUUUCUAAUGUAAAUGUUGAAGCUAAUUUCAGUAAUGUGACUUCCCAGUUACCUUCUGAUCAUUAUACAUUAGCAACAUCUGCAUCUGCUCCACCUUCAAAUAGAAAAGCACUUUCCUGUGUUCGUAUCACUCUUUGUCCCAAGACUUCUUCCAAGUUGGAUAGUGGAACCUUAGAUAAAAGAUUAUAUUCAUUGGAUCCUGCUUCUAAAACAAAGAUGAAUAGUGAGUUUAACUGUGACCUACAAACUAUAUCUUCAAGAUCACUGGACCCAGCCUCCAAAUUACUGACCAGUAAAUCUGUAGCACAGAGUCAAGAAUCUUUAGGUUUCCUAGGACCUAAAUCUCCACUGGACCUCCAAGUUGUACAGUCUCCUCUUCCAGAUAGUAAUACUAUUGCUCAGGACUUGAACACUGUACCUUCUCAGAAUAGCCAGAUAACAACCUCAAGGGAAAUACAAGUGAACAUUUCAGAUUUGGAAGGAUAUUCCAAACCAGAAGGGACUCCGGUAUCUGCAGAUCGUUUACCAGAACAGAGUAAGACCCAAGUUUCUGCCUUCUCUGGAAAGUUAUCAUCUGAUGCAGUCACUCAGAUAACAACAGAAAGUCCAGAAAAGACCUUGCUUUCAUCAGAGAUUUUUAUUAAUGCUAAAGAUCAUGGACAUGAAAUUCUAGAGCCCACUACUCAAAAGCUACAAAAAGUCCCUGUCAGGUUUGCUUCAUCAUCUUCGGUACAACAGAUUACUUCGAAUCGUGGCACAGAUGCCCAGCCGGUACUAUUGCCAUAUAAGCCAUCUGGUAGUCCGAAGAUGUACUAUGUUCCACAACUAGGAACAGUUCCUCCAAUUCUGGAGUCCAAAUCAGAGAGCACCAUUGAGAGCUCACAUUCAGGAUCCAAUGAUGCUAUUGCUCCAGACUUUCCAGCCCAGGUGCUAGGUACAAGAGAUGAUGACCUCCAAUUCACUGUGAACAUUAAACAUAAGGAAGGGAUCUACAGUAAGAGAGCAGUAACUAAGGCAUCCUUGUCAGUGGGGCAAAAAGCCUUUCACAAAGAUAAUGCAGAAGCCUCAAUUCAAGUGUCCAUUACUGGGGAUAAGAACCUCUCAAUCAAAAAACAGAAAGAGGAUAUCUUCAGUCAAGGGGUAAAGACUAAGACUGCCUCGCCUGAAGAAAAAGAAUCCUUGCAAAAAGACACUGCAGGUUCCAGUGAUGCUGCUCCUGCGGAGCACUCAGCUCAAGUACAAGACACAAAGGUUGAAAACCUACCAGACACGAAAGCCACUAAACAGAAUGAGAUUGGUAUUAAGGGGACCAUUCAUAAAGAAGCCUGGACAGAGGAGAAAGAAUCCUUACACAUAGAUAUUUCAGAGUCUGAAUGUCAUUCAGAAUUUGAAAAUACUACUCAUUCUGUCUUCAGAUCAGCCAAGUUUUACUUUCAUCAUCCAGUGCACCUACCAAGUGAUCAAGAUACUUGCCAUGAAUCUUUGGGAAGGAAUGUUUUCAUGAGGCAAUCUUGGAAAGAUUUUUUCCAGCAUCAUUCAGACAAGCAUAAAGAACACCCGGGUCUUUCUCUCCCUUAUCAAAAUGUGGACAAGAAUAAGACAGAUUACACUAGAAUACAGAGCCUCAGCAUCAAUGUGAAUUUGGGAGACAAAGAAGUGAUACAUACUACUAAAAGUCAGGGCAGAGAUCAUCCAAAAAGUAAUGUACAGAUUAAUGAUUCACAAAAGGACCGUAAGAUCACCUCAGAGCUAACGACUCCGCACACUGUGGGUUUGAAUGAACUCUGGAACAAGUACCAGGAGCGACAGAAGCAACAGAAACCUCCUGGUGUCAGUGACAGGACAGAACUAUCCUUAGUGGAACGACUUGAUCGGUUGGCUAAACUUCUUCAGAAUCCCAUCACAAAUUCUCUCCAGGCCUCAGAAAGUAUGAGAGAUGAUAGCAGAGGGGAGCGAGACAUUAAGGAAUGGAGUGGUAAACAGCGUCAGCCAAAAAGCAAACUUCAGAAAAAGCAGUAUAAAAGCCCAGAGAAAGGGCAUAGAAACAUAAGUGAUCGUAAAAAACACAAGGUACUUUCUGCUUACCAAACUGGGAGCCCCAACCAGAUUAAAAUUGAACAGAUUAAAUUUGAUAAAUAUAUUCUGAAAAGACAGCCAUGCUUUAAUUCUGUCAGCAACACAUCUUCAGAUUCUAGGCCCUCAGAGGAAAGUGGGUUGCUCACAGAUACUCCUACCAACAUUCUUUCUACCACACCUUCUGUGGACUCAGAUAUGUUGACCCAAACAGAUAGAGAGGUGACUUUGCAUGAAAGGAGUAGCUCUAUUUCCACCAUUGACACUGCCCGACUGAUCCAAGCUUUUGGCCAUGAACGAGUAUGUUUGUCACCCAGACAAGUUAAAUUAUAUAGUAGCAUCACCAACCAACGGCGGAGAUACCUUGAGAAGCGGUGCAAGCACAACAAGAAAGCAUUCAAUACAGGUCAUCCCCAAAUGACUUCUGAGCACACCAGAAGGAGACACAUCCAGGUGGCACAUCAUAUUUCUUCUGACUCUAUGUCAUCUGCCAGUAGCUUUUUGAGUUUAAACUCUACACUUUGCAAUGAAAAAAAUGGGCCCAUGUUAAAUAAGGGCGUGCAGGCAGGUAAUUUGGAGAUUGUGACUGGUGCCAAAAAGCACACUCGUGAUGUUGGAGUGACUUUCCCAACUCCUAGUUCCAGCGAGGCUAGAUUAGAAGAGGACAGCGAUGUAACUUGGUCAGAAGAAAAACCUGAAGAGAAAAAGCUGUUUACCGAUUAUCGUGGGGACAAAAAGUUAAGGAAGAACAAACCAAUUUCCUAUGAAGGAGUUUCUUGGUUUGUUCCUGUGGAAAAUGUGAAAUCUGGAUCUAAGAAGGAAAACUUGCCCAAGAAUUAUGGCCCGGGCAUCUCCUGGUUUGAACCAGUAACCAGAACUAAACCCUGGAGGGAGCCACUACGGGAAAAGAACUGGCAGGGACAGCGCAUGGGUGGUCAGGGACCAGUGGCUGACCAAGGUGGAGAGGAUGGCCAGGGCCCACCGAGGCCAUUUGUGAAAGCAACCCUACAGGAAUCACUUCAACUUCACAGACCUGACUUUAUCUCUAGCUCUGGGGAGCGGAUAAAGCGCCUGAAGUUAAUAGUCCAGGAGAGGAAGCUGCAGAACAUGUUACAGAGUGAACGGGAUGUGCUGUUCAACACUGUGCAUCCCCUGCCCAGGAGAGUCUACCUUGCUGCCCAGAAGAAGAAGCCUAUUGGAAAGAAGGAGAUGAUUCAGAGGUCUAAACGGAUUUAUGAACAGCUUCCAGAAGUACGGAAAAAAAGAGAAGAGGAGAAAAGAAGAUCAGAAUACAAGUCCUACCGGCUGCGCGCUCAGCUGUAUAAAACGAAAGUGACCAAUCAACUCCUGGGGAGAAAAGUGCCCUGGGACUGACACAAAAUUAUUUUCCUCAGAGCCUUGGAAUUAUAUUUUUUGAACCUGGAAGAACGCAGUCCUUAUUUUUAUGCAUCUGGUUUAAUAAAGCUUACUCUUUGUCCUUGUGUA
This is a messenger RNA of Chinchilla lanigera (long-tailed chinchilla), 11090 nucleotides long. It is a transcript of the gene Alms1, whose product is annotated as Alstrom syndrome protein 1. Lineage: Eukaryota; Metazoa; Chordata; Mammalia; Rodentia; Chinchillidae. Gene Ontology annotation, cellular component: centriole; centrosome; cytosol. Gene Ontology annotation, biological process: regulation of centriole replication. The record is from RefSeq and is a predicted model, not a curated record.